AAUAUCUGAUAUUGUUCAAGUAUGAACAGCACAAUAAACAUCACAUAAUAUGUAUGCAUGUCUCAAAAUGAUGGCAACCAAAUAUCCAUCUUUAGAGUACACUUAAGUGAUCAUUGAUCACAGGUGUCAAAAAUUGGAAUGCAAAACAAUAUGAUAAGAUAUGGUACAUAGUUACAUAGUGGAGCGUUCUGCCUGUUAUUUCAGUUUAUUUUGUGCUUUAGUUGUGGAUAGAGAACGAAUAAAUUAGCAGUUAAUGAAAUUACAAUAAAUGAAUACCAACAUGGUAACUCUGGGGCCCCAGAACAGUUGCAGUUUACCGGGUUGGGAAUUAAAUAACAGUGUGUUGUAUUAAAUAUCUAUGAAAAGGGACAUAAGCAUGUAAGAUAACACAUCAUAUUAAUUUACAAUGUCUAAAAAUAGAUGGGCAACAUUUACAGUUUAGUUAUAUGAUUUGAAUGCCCUGAAAACAUAUUUUCUCAACCAGAUUCUCGCUCCCACAUGAAAGCAACAUUUUCUUCUGAAGUUAGAACAGUCUUGAUUAUUUAUUUAGCUGUUUAUCAUUGUGUCCUCAUUGCUAUCCUCACUGGUUUGAGUGUACAGAGUUUAUAUUUAUAUUUCCACGCAACAGCCAAAGUUUAGCCAUAUUUGAAUCAAAAUUUUUGUCUAACAGCACCGACACAGUCCUGAUGAUGAAGCAGAUUAGCUGAGUUUCUGUUUGUUAAACUCAUAAAAGAUCAUGACUGAUAAUGUUUUUUUUUCUGAACUUGAACUUAAACUGUUACAUUUUUAGCCACGAGUAUUAAUGGUUAUAGAGAAAUACUUUCUUAAAAAACAAGUUUUUAGGGGCUCUAAUCAAUAGAUUCUGUUAAUAGCAUACAUGACAUUAUUUGAAACUGGUUUCUCUAUCAAUAUUCAUAUUUCUGCAGCCAGGAUCACUGGGCUAAUGGGGGGAACUAGCAGCUACGUGGCGUCUGUGCAGCCGGCUUUAACCGGCAUGUCUGCUCCUGACAGGCUCCACAUGAAGGAGCCCUGGGGCCGGAGGAGAAGCUGCACAACAGCGCCCUCCAGCGCCUGAAGAGCGCCGUUUCCGCUUCCCACCCCCCGGCAGCCUGAUGGGAUGCUGGCGGAAUGUUUGAGGCGGGCUCUUCAGAGAGACCCAGGUGUUGGGACAACGUCCACGGGCAGCUAGUCCUUAUCGCUCCAGUAUUAUAACACAUCAGCAUUACCCGGUGCUGAGCCAUUUUGGACACAGGGGUCGACCGGCAGACUGUGCAGCUCGGCUCUGUCUCUGUCUCUUUCUCUUUCUCUCUUCGCUGCUGUGUGUGGAAGAAGAAGUCCACACGGAAGAGGUUGGAUGGCAGCUCUUUUCCAGAAGUUCACAAUGAAGACCGGCGUCUGCCUGCUGCUGCUCGCCGCUUUCAUCUGCGGAGUCGCGCUGGGCGAAGAAAAUGCAGCCGAGGAGGUGCAGGUGGAGGUGUUGGUGAAACCCGAAACUUGCUCCACACUUUCCAGUAUGGGAGACACGCUGCAAAUACAUUACACGGGUAAACUGAUGGAUGGAAAGGUGAUCGACUCAUCACUAUCUCGGGAUCCUCUUGUUGUUGAGCUGGGGAAGAGGACAGUUAUUGCUGGUCUGGAGCAAAGCUUGAUUGGCGUGUGUGAAGGGCAAAAAAUCAAAGCCACUAUUCCAUCUCACCUUGCAUACGGGAAGAAAGGCUACCCUCCUACGAUUCCAGGUGAUGCUGCUCUUGAGUUCGAGGUGGAGGUGAUCUCACUGACACAGCAGACGCCUUGGCAGAAAAUGGUCAACGAUGUGUUGCCCCUCGUAUGUUUGGCGCUGGUACCCACUCUGCUCGGCUUGGUGGGACUUUACCUCUACAAUAAGGCCAACGCUCAGAAGCCUAACAAAAAGAAGGCAAAGGACAAGAAGAGCAAGAAGAAAUAAGGAUAAGGGCAAUGAACUAUUUAAAUAAAAAUUUUUAAAUGUAA
Molecule: messenger RNA, 1989 nt
Organism: Thunnus maccoyii (southern bluefin tuna)
Lineage: Eukaryota; Metazoa; Chordata; Actinopteri; Scombriformes; Scombridae
Gene: fkbp11
Product: FKBP prolyl isomerase 11
Exons: 6
Coding region: 1355-1945 (196 amino acids)
Biological process (GO): protein peptidyl-prolyl isomerization
Molecular function (GO): peptidyl-prolyl cis-trans isomerase activity
Source: RefSeq, a predicted model, not a curated record